Penicillium vulpinum is the source of this 1545-nucleotide messenger RNA. RefSeq names its product transferase family protein. Gene Ontology annotation, molecular function: acyltransferase activity, transferring groups other than amino-acyl groups. The transcript has a single exon. Lineage: Eukaryota; Fungi; Ascomycota; Eurotiomycetes; Eurotiales; Aspergillaceae. Bases 1 to 1545 code for a protein of 514 amino acids. The record is from RefSeq and is a predicted model, not a curated record.
AUGACCACCAUUGAAUCCACAAGGCUGCGACCGGCCCACCAGUUAACACCGACAUCAACACCCCUGUCCAUUCUCGACGCGACGGUCGCGCGCUUUAGCCCAACAGGGGCAAUUUGGAUUUUCAACCAACCUGCAAAGCUAGAUCAGAAGAUCUUGAUCGAUAAUCUGCGAAUUUCCUUCAUUGAAACACUGUCAAAAUUCCCUCAGUGGGCAGGCCAACUCCAAUGGGCACCCGUCAACCCCAAAGGAAAACACACAGAGCGAUUCAAUCGUCCAUUGAUAGUUUACGGGACUGAUGCCGACCCAGGUGUUGAAUGGACAGUAAUCGAGCAUCCCCUCCGACCAGAUGAAAUUGUCCCCACAUCAGAGGAACGGGCUUCAUCAACCGCCGGAGCAUGGAUAGGCGAUAACUUCAACCAAAGCCUUUUCAUAUCAUCUACCCCGCUGGCAUUGGCCAAUCUGCACGACUAUACCGGUCUUCCAGGAAUGCAAGUGCAAAUCACUCUCCUCCAGGAUGGAGGCUACGCCAUUGGCAUCAAGCUAGCACACUGUCUAGCAGACGCACAGGCUUUAAUGGUAUUCGUACAUCUAUGGGCGUAUAACAGCAAACAGAAAUUCGGAACCCAGCCCGAAUCCCCACCAAUGGGCGAGCCCGUGUUUGAUCCGGCGUUGCUGGACAGCUGCGCCGCAGGCAAUAUCGAUAGCUCCGAGCCAGACCCAGACCUUGUGAUUACCGCGCGUAAAUUACCCCUGCAUCGGUAUAGCUGGUGGGAUACUGCCGACGAGGGAUACCCACAAUUCUUAAUACCAACGACAGAGAACUCCAAGCCCCCACCGGCAGAAAUAGACCCCAAACGGGUCUCGCCCUCAGAGCCAGCGCCUUGGCUUUCAUGGGAUUUCUCCAAACCAGUCCGGUACACACAGUUGCACUUCACAGGCGAAGAGCUAAGCAAGUUCCAAGCUCUUGCUCUCAAUACCCCAGGAAGUAGAAGUGAUAUUUCUAGACUGGACGCUCUCCUCGCACACCUGUGGAUCACUAUUAUACGAGCACGCGGACAAAAAGACUCUCCAAGACCCGUAUAUAUGAAUUUGAGCCUCGGCGCGCGACCACGUGUUUCGCCCGCUCUUCCUGAUACAUUCAUUGGAUCCCCGCUGUUCCUAACUCAUGUGGGUGGAACCGCUUCUUCCGCUUAUCAGGAGAAAUUAGGCGAGACGUCUAGUCGGAUCCGAGAGACGAUGAAGGGGUUUACGACUGAUGCUGUGGGUGCGAUGCUUCACGAUGCUGCACAUGAGGUGUCGCCACAGCGGCUGUGGCAGGGAUUUUUGGGGCCUGAGCAUACGAUUGUUACGUCGUGGUUGAGGCUGCAGUUGUAUGAAGUUGACUUUGUGGGCCGGAAUAAGCCACGUUAUGUGCAUGCUAUUAUGCCUAAAAUGGAUGGGUGCAUCCAGGUUAUGGAUAGUGGGGUUCCGGACGGGGGGAUGGAUGUUGCACUUUAUCUUGAUGGGGUGGCUAUGGGGCGGUUGCUCGAUGGUGACUGCUCCUGA